AUGAAUAAGUUAGUACUUUUAUGUUUACUAUCGUUCGGGCCAUUAAUGAAUUAUUCGGCCGAGCCUUCUCGUCUGUCUGUCUUCUGGAUUGUUUUAGUUUUGUCCACUAAGCCUCCUCACAAAAAUGAAUCUUUAAUGAACAAAACAGUAUGGGAGUCUAAGAUUUCUGAAGCACUUAAAAGUACCAAAAUAUCGUAUUCGGAAUACUUCAAUCUAGUUGAGGCUGAAACCAGGUCUGUGGUGGUUGAUUACUUAGAGAGAGACGAAUCUCGAUCAUAUUUGAAGAUAUUUUUCUACGUACAGCAGAAUAAUCUCUUCCAACCUUCUCCUUCUAUUGUUUAUCAGCUCAAUCAAAUGCCGGUGGACUGGUUAGCAGUUUACUUGGGAAUGCCAGUCAUAGAAAGACCUAAAGUUUACGAUAUAGGCGCUUAUGAAAAGGAAGAUGAUUUUAUAUGGAUCAUUGGAAUAAUUGCUAUUUGUUUUCUUGGAAUAUUGCUGAUUUGUUGGUGCUUUAUAUUUCUAUACACAUUUGUUCUACAAGCCACUGCUAUGGUUAAAUGGUUACCGAGACCAAUGAUUAGCAAUUCUAAACAAAUAUUUUACAAAACAGAGAAAUCACAGAGAGAAUUUGAAGAAAAGAAAGAUUCACAAAUACAAACCGAUGAUUUAGAAUUUUCACAAUCAAAAAUAAGCAAAACUCAAGAAUCAAAUCAAAAUAAAUCAAUAUGUGAUAGAACAGUAAGAGAUUCCAAUUUCUCGGCUCAACUUUCAACUGUUUCAGAAAUAAGUUUAGAAGAAUCAGUUAACCCUACUAUAAGUGAAUUAAAUGAAUCUGUUUUACCCUUGUCUGAAACACAAGUUCUCUUAUCAGAUGAAGAAGAUGGUAUUAUAAAUCAAAAGUUGAAUGAAAUCAAAGUUAAUACAAAGAAUUUAAAGAAUGAAGUGAUUGAAGAAAAUGAAGGUGAUUUGCUACAGGCAUCUGAAAUUGAUAAAACGCUUACUUUUGGAUCGUUCGAUAAUGUAAUACCUUUUGUGAUGUCUGUUCCACCACGUCCAGAAGCGAUAAAAUUAGCAAAUUUAUUAAACUCUCAAAAAAUAACAAAAACAUAA
Molecule: messenger RNA, 1110 nt
Organism: Schistosoma margrebowiei
Lineage: Eukaryota; Metazoa; Platyhelminthes; Trematoda; Strigeidida; Schistosomatidae
Source: the annotation of a GenBank genome assembly